Messenger RNA from Talaromyces proteolyticus, 873 nucleotides. RefSeq names its product hinge domain of cleavage stimulation factor subunit 2-domain-containing protein. Gene Ontology annotation, cellular component: mRNA cleavage and polyadenylation specificity factor complex. The transcript has 2 exons. Gene Ontology annotation, molecular function: mRNA binding. Gene Ontology annotation, biological process: mRNA 3'-end processing. NCBI's taxonomy places the organism in Eukaryota, Fungi, Ascomycota, Eurotiomycetes, Eurotiales, Trichocomaceae. Bases 1 to 873 code for a protein of 290 amino acids. The record is from RefSeq and is a predicted model, not a curated record.
AUGGCUCCAGGAACUGGGAAGAGCGUGUUUUUGGGAAACAUUCCUUACAAUCUUACCGAGGAGCAAGUCAAAGAUAUUCUCAGUACAGCUGGGACAGUCACAAAAUUUCGGCUCAUGAUGAACCCGGAGACAGGAAAGCCUAAAGGAUACGGCUUUGCCGAUUUCGCAGAUGCCGACGCUGCUGCUUCAGCCGUACGAAAUCUGAACGACUACGAGAUUAUGGGAAGAAAAAUCCGGGUGGACUGGCCUCAUAACAAUGAGAAGGACUCGGUCCCUGAAGACUACUCUGAAACACAGCAGCCAUACCAACAGCAGCUGCAUCAACAGCCAAAUCCCAGUUCUCUCCCUCCUCUACCGCCAGGUGUAGAAAUCCCGCCACAUCUCGACUGUCCAAACGCAAUUUCACAAACGCUGUCACAACUCCCACCGAACCAACUCCUUGAUGUCCUUUCACAAAUGAAGUCCUUGGCAGUCACAGAUCCUGCGCGGGCAACAGAGCUUCUCAGAACCGCUCCACAAUUGGCAUACGCCAUCUUUCAAGCCUUACUUCUUAUGAAUCUUGUCGACUAUAACACGCUUGGCGCUGUGGUCGAACAAGCAUCACAGCCAGCAGCCCCUGUGACAAAUCAACCGUAUCAACCAUACGGAGCUGUCCCAGCACAGGUUUCGACGCCUCCUGUCCACGCCACACCAUUCGCACCGCCGCCCAUGCCCCAACAACCAGCCGCAGUACCUCAACAAGUUCCAGGACAGGAAGAGCUGCUACAACAGGUGUUGAGCAUGUCACAGGCACAAAUCGACGCACUUCCGCCUAUGGAACGCAACCAAAUCCUUCUGUUACGACAACAACUCCUACAAGGUGGCUUGCGAUGA